GUCAGUCGGGAAAGAGUGCGCUUGCAAAAUCAAUACCAUCCCAGGCUUCAUCUCUUCCAACUAGAUCUCCUCCUCCUGCUCCUCGCCAACCUCCUCGGCCAUCACCACAACCAGCGCUUCCUAACGCUGCCGAGCAGAAAAGGCGCAGGGAAUAGAAGGGCAAAGAGGUGGCAGACACGAGCAAGUCUCGUCCAACUCGAGAGGAGGAUGCCCAACGAGCUGCAAAGCAGCAGAAAACCAAGCACCAAGCCGCGCGGGGCCAAGAGAAAUCUGAUUUCUAACAUCCUGAACCACAAGCAUGGUUGCCAGCACCUAUGCACGAUGAGGAGCCCCUGCGAGAUGAUGCAUCUAUAAGGGACUUUAACGGCGGCAUAGGGUGUCACGUAGCCUCAGCUAUAAAGGAAGCCUUAUUGCUCCCAAAAGAUAUGGCCGAAAUAAAGAAUAUGAGGAAGAAUGAACUUGUCCUCGACAACAAACGAUAUUUGGGCAUGAUCAUCCAAAAUACUUUCAAGCUAGAUGAGAUGCUCAACGCCUAUUCCGAUCAGCUAGAUGAUGAAAGAAAAAGACGGAUAACGGCUGUACAGACCUUGUCCAAAUUUGAACAGGACUUGGCCGAUGCAAAGAAAAAGUUACAGACUGAAGAGCAAGCUCGCAAGAGCGCCGAGUCGGCAUUAGAAGGCUACCAAAAGCAGGCCGAGAAUCAAGGGAAACUUCUGCGUGAGGCGAAUGCCGAACUAAAGAAGACUCAAGAGCAAGUCCUAGUUCUUAGGAAGCACCUGGAGGAAACUCAAAAGCUAAGGAAGCGAGCUGAAAAGUCCAAGGAGCAAACCAAGAAAGCAAAAAUCUGUGCCGAACAGGCAAUGAACGAAGCUGAGCAGAGAGGCUACAAGGUUGGUAUAGCUGAAACUGAAAAGGCUUUGAGAGCCGAGGUUUCGGAGGUAUGCUGUAUCUACUGAGCAAGAACUUGGAGUGAGGCUCUUAACCGUGUUGGGGUUGAAGCCUCAUCUGAGUUACGUAAGCCAGAGAACGUAUUCUACCUCGAGGCGAUCCGCCCCUCAGUUCUUCUACCCGAUCAGGCUGAUGCUCCCUCUUCAGUUAUUAACCUCAACGAGGAGGUU
Molecule: messenger RNA, 1118 nt
Organism: Quercus robur (English oak)
Lineage: Eukaryota; Viridiplantae; Streptophyta; Magnoliopsida; Fagales; Fagaceae
Exons: 2
Coding region: 315-956 (213 amino acids)
Source: RefSeq, a predicted model, not a curated record